AAAUCCUCCGUAAACCAUUUGCGCUUCCCCAGCAUAAAUUCCCAAGCGAUCAGCCUUCACUGUUGGCAGAAGUGGAGCUUGCAAGAAGGAGGCAUGGCGACGUCGAAGCUCUCACCAUCGCUUGCUCUCUUCCUAACCCUCAGCCUACUCUUCGUCAACCUCGUCACUCCCUGCGGGAACUGCUGCAUCGAACCUCCACACAAGUGCCACCACAAGCCACCCAAGCAUGGCCCUUCUCCGCCACCAAGGCCGCCGAGCCCCGGCCCCGGGGCCAGGUGCCCCCGGGACGCGCUCAAGCUCGGCGUCUGCGCCAAUGUUCUCGGUGGCUUGCUAAACAUAACGCUCGGCACGCCACCAAAGGAGCCAUGCUGCACUCUGCUGCAAGGCCUCGUAGACCUCGAGGCCGCCGUGUGUCUUUGCACCGCCCUCAAGGGCAACGUCCUGGGCCUCGUCCUUAAUCUCCCCAUCAGCCUCAGCUUGCUCCUCAACUACUGCGGCAAGGAGGUGCCCACUGGCUUCCUCUGCUAUUAGCUAGAGGUUUCACGUAGCACGUAGGGUUUGUGUUAUUUGUACGUGUGUGUUGUCUUAGCAGCAUCGGGUGGUCGUCAAUAAGCUUAGAAUGCAUAGCAAAUAAUGUACGUAGUUCCACUUGGGAAUACCGAUACAUGGAUGCCUACUUUUGUCUUGAA
This is a messenger RNA of Musa acuminata subsp. malaccensis (wild Malaysian banana), 689 nucleotides long. RefSeq names its product 14 kDa proline-rich protein DC2.15-like. NCBI's taxonomy places the organism in Eukaryota, Viridiplantae, Streptophyta, Magnoliopsida, Zingiberales, Musaceae. The record is from RefSeq and is a predicted model, not a curated record.